AGAUCUCUAUCUCUUAAACACAAACACACUUAUGCAAUACUAGAUUAUUAUGUAUGUUCACUCCAUGUGUAAUGUACUUGUGUGUCACUGUAAUAAUCACAACAAGCCUACAGGAAUCUCUCUGUGUUUGAUUUACUUGUUGUCUUGGAUCUCCUAAUGAUCAGAUUCACCUCAUCUCAGCUGCAUUUGUUUGAUUCUGCUUAACUCGGUCCUAUGCUUGUGUAUUCUAUGCAUUUCACCUCCAAGCUAUUGGUGUUUGAAAUCCUCAACUGAAAUGAAGCUGUUCUUCUUGCUUAAACUACAAUGCCAUAUGGUGCAUAAUCAUCAGAGCGAUUCUAUUAAUAAUUUUAGUGAUGACUUGAUAGUAGAUUGAGAUAAGUCACUUGUGGAGACCAGAUAUGAAAGACUUAGUGACAGCUGGAUCACGCCAUCGCCCACAUGUAAAGGGGCCAAAAUUGGUUGUUGUUCUAGUUUGUAUGGUCAGCAUUUUUCUGCUUACAGUCUAUACAUAUCCACCAAGUGCUUCCACAUCCUGUAACUUAUUGUCUUCAGGCGGUUGUGCUGUUGAAGAAAUUCCAGCUAUUCCUGUUAAAGAAUUAACUGAUGAAGAGACAGCAGCUCAUGUCGUAAUUAGGGAAAUUUUGCACACACCUACAAUUCAGUCAAAAAACCCAAAAAUCGCUUUCAUGUUUUUGACACCAGGACCAUUACCUUUCGAAAGGCUGUGGGAUAUGUUCUUUCAGGGACAUGAGGACAGAUUCACUGUUUAUAUACACGCCUCUAGGGAACAGCCAGUACAUGUCAGUCGUUAUUUUGCUGGUCGGAAUAUUCAUAGUGAGAAGGUUGUCUGGGGAAAAAUAUCCAUGGUAGAUGCGGAGAGGAGACUAUUAGCAAAUGCACUUAAAGAUCCAGAUAAUCAACAAUUUGUCUUGCUUUCUGAUAGUUGUGUACCAAUUCAUAAUUUUGAUUACGUGUACAACUUCCUUAUAUUUACCAACGUCAGUUUUCUUGACAGUUUUGAAGAUCCAGGUCCCCAUGGUAUUGGUAGGUACUCCGAGCAUAUGCUGCCAGAAGUUGAAAUGCAAUACUUUCGAAAAGCGUCACAGUGGUUCACUUUGAAGAGGCAGCAUGCAAUAUUAGUUACUGCUGAUUAUCUCUAUUAUACAAAAUUCAGGCUCUACUGUAGGCCGGGGAUGGAAGGAAACCGCAAUUGCUAUUCAGAUGAACAUUACUUGCCAACCCUGUUUAAGAUGUUUGAUCCUAAUGGAAUUACAAGUUGGUCGGUAACAUUUGUAGAUUGGUCCGAAAUGAAAUGGCACCCAAGGUCAUUUCGGGCUCAAGAUGUCACAUUUGAGCUUCUAAAGACCAUGACCUCAAUUGAAACCAGUGUACAUUUUACAAGUGAUGAAAAGAAGAAGGUAUUGACAAGACCUUGCAUGUGGAAUGGAAUGAAGCGACCUUGCUACUUGUUUGCAAGAAAGUUUUAUCCAGAAACAUUGGACAAUUUGAUGCACCUUUUCUCUAAUUAUACAUCUAUUUAAACACUGUUCUGUAAAUCAUUCUUUGGCGAGGACAACAGUAACUGAUUCAUCCCUCACCCUGAAUUUGGUAUAUAAGUUAUGAGAAGUCUAGACAGUCCGUAGAAGUUACUGGAAUUAAGUUCACAAGAUGCGACCAAAUAGACUGCCUGCAUGGAGGUGUUCAGGCGAGUGAUCAAAAAAGCAACCACGUGGGCGAAUCGGCAACUAAUACUCCCUGGAUGAAGCAUAAUCAGCUGAGCUCCUAGUUGCUUGAGAAUGAGAAGUCCCCCUCCCCCCUCCGGCUCUGAACAUUCCCUCACUUUUCGACCCAAAAUCUACAAUUUUGUAAUGUGUCAGUCGAAGGAAUAAUUUUGUUUUCCGUGUAGCAAUGCAAGUGGUUUUGCUUUC
Messenger RNA from Daucus carota subsp. sativus, 1928 nucleotides. RefSeq names its product glycosyltransferase BC10. Gene Ontology annotation, cellular component: membrane. The coding region runs from base 399 to 1541 and encodes 380 amino acids. Gene Ontology annotation, molecular function: glycosyltransferase activity. Lineage: Eukaryota; Viridiplantae; Streptophyta; Magnoliopsida; Apiales; Apiaceae. The record is from RefSeq and is a predicted model, not a curated record. The transcript has 11 exons.